GUUUAGAAAUAAUAUGGCAGCAAGUGGAGUUUUGCCCACGUAUCAGCGGUACGUUAACGGUGUCCCUGUUACCCCUGGGCGCAGGACAUUACGUUUAAGAGAAAAGUAUAUUAUUUUACUAGUGUUUGUAACAUUUGGCACGGUUUGUUUUGGUGCAUUUUUCUUCUUACCUGACUUACGAGAACGAGUGAGUGUUGACGAAUUUCGUCGCCAACUGGCCGAUGGAGUAAUACCAGAGGGAGGGGGGCCUGGAGGAAAAAUACUGAAACAUGGGGUUCAAGGAGUGGACCCUCAUAAAAUAGAUGAUAAAAUGAGACUUGAUAGAAAGAUAGAGCAACAUAAACACCAGCUUCCUUUACCGCCUGUCUCAAUACCCAAGGAUCUCAAAGACGAUAUUGAAAAACAAAAACAACAAGUUCUUGAAAAACAAAAGGAGGAAGAAGAAAAGCGUAAAGCUGAAGAAAAGGCUAAGUUAUUAGAUGGGGAAAAAGAUCAUGAGGGUGGCAUUGGAGUUCAAGGUGGUGAACCCAGUGAUCCAGAGGCAAAAGAACGUAGGGAUAAAGUACGAGAUAUGAUGAAACAUGCUUGGUCCAAUUAUGAGAAAUACGCAUGGGAGCAUAAUGAGCUUAGACCCAUAUCACGCAAAGGUCAUUCAGCGUCCAUAUUUGGAAGUUCAAGAUUUGGUGCGACAAUUGUAGAUGGACUUGAUACAUUGUUCAUUAUGGGUCUCAUGGAUGAAUAUAAGAAAGGCCGUGAUUGGGUCGCCACAUCUUUAAACUUUGAUGGGGCUACAAGCAUUUCAGUGUUUGAAGUGAAUAUCAGAUUUAUCGGUGGAAUGCUUGCCUUAUAUGGCAUGACAGGAGAUCAGAUGUACAAAACAAAAGCUGUUGCCAUAGCAGACAAGCUUCUCCCAGCAUUCAACACUCCAACUGGCAUUCCAAAUGCGAUGAUUAACAUCAAAACAGGUAGCAGCAGGAACUGGGGCUGGGCAUCAGGUGGCUGUUCCAUAUUGGCAGAGUUUGGGACCCUUCAUUUGGAGUUUGCCCAGCUUACAGAGAUCACCGGCAACCCUAUAUACCUUGAGAAGGUGAUGAAGAUCAGAGAAGUCCUCCAACAAUUGGACAAACCUAAUAACCUAUAUCCCAACUACCUCAACCCUAAAACAGGCAGAUGGGGCCAGCAACAUGUAUCUAUUGGAGCACUGGGUGAUAGUUUUUAUGAAUACCUACUUAAGGCCUGGCUGAUGUCUGGCAAAGAAGACACAGAGGCAAGACAGAUGUAUGAUCAAGCUGUAGUGAACAUUGAAGACAAGCUUGUACACACAUCCCAGCAGAAUAAAUUAAAGUAUAUAGCUGAGUAUAAGAGUGGUAGAAUAGAGUCAAAGAUGGACCAUUUGGCUUGCUUUGCUGGUGGUAUGUUUGCUUUGGGUGCAGCAGGCUCUGACAAGGAGGAUCAUUAUAUAGAACUAGGAGGAGAAAUAGCAAAGACUUGUCACGAGUCUUAUGAUCGAACAGCCACUAAACUUGGGCCAGAAGCAUUUAGAUUUGACGCAAACACAGAAGCAAAAUCUGUGCGUAUGAAUGAAAAAUAUUAUAUCCUCCGUCCAGAGACUGUUGAGGCCUACUUCUACAUGUGGCGGUUCACACAUGACCAGAAAUACCGUGAUUGGGGCUGGGAGAUGAUUCAGGCCUUAGAAAAGAAUUGCCGCACUGAUGCAGGCUAUACUGGCAUUAGAGAUGUCUACCAAGUCAACCCUCAAAAGGAUGACGUCCAACAGAGCUUUUUCUUAGCAGAAACAUUAAAAUAUUUAUAUCUUUUAUUUUCUGACGAUAGUUUAAUACCAUUAGACAAAUGGGUAUUUAAUACAGAAGCACAUCCUCUCCCAGUUAAAAAUACUUUAAAAAAGAGAGAAGAGACGCCAUCAUAGGGAAAAAUAUCUAGUAGCAGCUUAGGAUAUUUAUUUAUGAAUUAAUAAUAUUAAGUUGUAAGGAGCCGUGUCAAAUAUCUCUGUGUAUUAUUUCCGCGAAACUAAUUGUGUUAGAGCCGGCGGAAAAAGCCAGGUUUCAGUAUCAUUGAACAUUGACUGGAUGAUAUAUUAACUUCAGUGUUCAUGAAUUUAAUGGAAUGGAGAGAUUUAGUUUUGUGAAAAAGAAUUUGACCCGGCUCCACAUAGAUGUGUGUUGAGCACACAUAGAUGUUCUGAUUAGAAAAAUUUCUUCUGCUGUAUACAGUACAGUACAGUACAGUACAAGACGACGCCUUGCAAUUCAACACAGCUGGGAAACCCCUGCAUCCUACUUCUACAGGGUAAAGUCUUGCUUGCCAAUGCUAUUAUAUAGUGACACGAUAAUAUUGAAGGAUGGAUGAAUCUAUUUUUUUAUAAG
This is a messenger RNA of Owenia fusiformis, 2384 nucleotides long. The record is from the annotation of a GenBank genome assembly. NCBI's taxonomy places the organism in Eukaryota, Metazoa, Annelida, Polychaeta, Sabellida, Oweniidae.